Perognathus longimembris pacificus (Pacific pocket mouse) is the source of this 1387-nucleotide messenger RNA. It is a transcript of the gene Cradd, whose product is annotated as CASP2 and RIPK1 domain containing adaptor with death domain. Gene Ontology annotation, biological process: signal transduction; regulation of apoptotic process. The coding region runs from base 491 to 1090 and encodes 199 amino acids. Gene Ontology annotation, molecular function: death domain binding; protease binding. The record is from RefSeq and is a predicted model, not a curated record. The transcript is spliced from 4 exons. Lineage: Eukaryota; Metazoa; Chordata; Mammalia; Rodentia; Heteromyidae.
UACUUCUCAUUUUAGGUCUGAUCUUAGAGAGAGUGGUUUUGUCAGCUCAGGGCAGAGGUGGAGGACUUAAAGGAAAUAAAUCAACAGGCGUAGGAUGCCUGUCCCAUCAAAGCUGUCAGUUUUAAACCAGUGUUUCCUGUAUGGACUGGAAGCCAACAGGAAGAGAGAAGGUGAAAUAAUGUUGUCUGUGGCAUUUUCCUAAACCAAGUGUCCUUCCUAAAGGGCAGGAAGCACCUGGGGUAUUGUCUGUUUGCGAAAUCUGGAAAGAAAUUGUUUUUGAAAUAAGAGAAAAAUAAAUUGAUUUUCAAGUUCCAGUGCCUUUCAUGUUUUCACACACAUAACUUUUUUUUCUUCAGUCAUCUGGUUUCUGAUAAUAACGGCUUCAAAUUAGUAAGGUAUUUACAUUGAAGCCAAAUGUUGGGAAUAUUGCAAUGGGACACCGUGACUGGAUAGUUUAGCUUGAACUCUGAGUCUCCUUGGGCUGGGGAAAAUGGAGGCCAGAGACAAACAAGUCCUCCGCUCACUUCGACUGGAGCUGGGUGCAGAAGUAUUGGUGGAGGGACUGGUUCUUCAGUACCUCUACCAGGAAGGAGUCUUGACAGAAAAUCAUGUUCAAGAAAUCAAAUCUCAAGCCACAGGCCUCAGGAAAACAAUGCUACUAUUGGAUAUCCUGCCCUCCCGAGGUCCUAAGGCAUUUGAUACCUUCCUAGAUUCCCUUCAGGAAUUUCCCUGGGUAAGGGAGAAGCUGGAGAAGGCAAGAGAUGAGGCCAGAACCGAGCUGCCCGCAGGUGACCGGAUGGCUGGGAUUCCCACACACCUCCUCAACAGCUCCCCUUCAGACCAGCAAAUUAACCAGCUGGCCCAGAGACUAGGUCCAGAGUGGGAGCCGGUGGUGCUAUCGCUGGGACUGACUCAGACUGACAUCUACCGCUGUAAGGCCAACAACCCCCACAACGUGCAGUCGCAGGUAGUGGAGGCCUUCGUCCGCUGGAGGCAGCGCUUCGGGAAGCAGGCCACCUUCCUGAGCUUGCACAAGGGUCUCGAAGCCAUGGAGGUGGACCCCUCGGUGCUCCAACACAUGCUUGAGUGAUGCACCCAGCAUCCACUGGGGAGUGGGCCCCUAAGUCACACAUGCUCAGUCCCAACUUUCCUUCAAAGCAUGUAGUUUCUUGUUUGUUUAUUGCUUUCAAUGAUAAUAGAUGGAAAGAGAAAACAGGGUUUCUCUUGAUAGUACACAGAAGGCUAGAUUACUCAGUACAGUACAUUGAUGCCACCAUUAAUUGUUUUUAAUUACUUAAAAAAUUGAAUUGUUGCUGUGUGCUGGUGGCUCACAUCUGUAAUCCUAGCUACUUAGGAGGCUGAGAUCAGAGGAUCAAAGUUCAAAGCC